Messenger RNA from Cornus florida, 1540 nucleotides. RefSeq names its product ultraviolet-B receptor UVR8-like. The record is from RefSeq and is a predicted model, not a curated record. The coding region runs from base 128 to 1312 and encodes 394 amino acids. The transcript is spliced from 11 exons. Lineage: Eukaryota; Viridiplantae; Streptophyta; Magnoliopsida; Cornales; Cornaceae.
AGUAAUCGAAUAAGUGAAUUGGAUUCGCACUCAAGUUGCCGCACUAAAAUGAUGGUAUAAAUCACUCUAUUCUUCCUCCUUCCGCGGCUUCUCCCCUGUUCCAAGGACUCUUUCUCUACCGUCUUCGAUGGCUUCCAAUACCGCCGUUAUCGCAUGGGGCUCCGGAGAAGACGGGCAGUUGGGAAUCGGCAACGACGAAGAGAAAGACCUGGUUUGCACAAUCAAAUCUCUUGACUCCCAAAAUGUCCGCUAUGUAGUCGCCGGAAGUCGCAACUCACUCGCCAUUUGUGAAGAUGGCAAGUUGUUUACUUGGGGUUGGAACCAAAGAGGAACUUUAGGACACCCACCUGAGACUAAAACAGAGAACAUUCCUAGUCAGGUUAAAGAUCUUGCCCAUGUAAAAAUUGUCCAGGCAGCUAUUGGUGGGUGGCAUUGUUUGGCUGUUGAUGAUCAAGGCCGAGCUUAUGCUUGGGGUGGUAAUGAAUAUGGGCAAUGUGGUGAAGAACCUGAACGGAAAGAUGACAGUGGUAGGCCUUUGAGGAGGGAUAUUGUGAUUCCACAGCGAUGCGCAGCAAAGCUUUCUGUUCGCCAGGUGGCUGCUGGAGGCACACACUCAGUUGUGCUUACACGCGAAGGACAUGUAUGGACAUGGGGUCAACCAUGGCCUCCGGGAGACAUAAAACAGAUUUCCACUCCUGUGCGAGUACAAGGCCUUGAAAGGGUGAGGCUAAUUGCAGUUGGAGCUUUUCAUAAUCUGGCUCUCCUUGAGGAUGGAGUUUUAUGGGCAUGGGGUAAUAAUGAAUAUGGACAACUUGGAACGGGAGAUACCCAGCCAAGAUCACAUCCUAUUCCUGUACAGGGGCUGUCUGGUCUUACUUUGGUUGACAUUGCUGCUGGAGGAUGGCAUUCUACUGCAUUGACAGAAGAAGGAGAGGUCUAUGGUUGGGGUAGAGGGGAACAUGGAAGGCUUGGAUUUGGAGACGACAAGAGCAGUAAAAUGGUGCCCCAAAGAGUUCAACUUCUAGUUGGGCAGGACAUUGUUCAGGUAUCUUGUGGGGGCACACAUUCUGUUGCACUUACUCGUGAUGGCCGCAUGUUUUCAUUUGGGCGAGGUGACCAUGGGCGUCUAGGAUAUGGGAGAAAGUUGACUACUGGUCAUCCUGAUGAUGUGCCCAUAAACCUCCCACCUCCAAGGAAUCUCAGUGGCAUUGAAGCCGAAGGACAUUGGAGCGCUAAACUUGUUGCUUGUGGUGGCCGGCAUACACUGGCAGUAGUAGAAUGGCAUGCUGACGAAUCUGAACAGUUACUAUGAAGUGAGAAUAUCAAAAGGUCUGAUCUAAAGCCUAAUUGAUUAGAGUUCUGUAAACCCAGGAAUUCAUGAUAAACUUUUGGUUUACCUUACCAUUCCUGAUAAACUUGUAUUAACGCUAAAUUGCUAAUUGAGCAUUGGCAAUCUGAUAUUUAUAUGGGUCUCUAUUUGAAUGCUAUUACAGAUUUGGUGCAAUUAACAUGUUGGGAUGAAUGAGAUAUCUAUUCUUUA